AUGUCCAGGCAAGGUCUUAGACUUGAAGAGGACUCCUUCUCUUGUUCGGUCUGUUCUGAACUGCUGAAGGAUCCAGUGGCGAUUCCCUGUGGACAUAAUUUCUGUAUGAAGUGCAUUAAUGGCUGGUGGGAUCAGGAGGAUCGGAAAAGAACAUACAGCUGCCCCCUGUGCAAGCACACCUUCGACUCCAGGCCUGCCCUGCACAAAAACCCUCUGAUUGCUGACAUGGUGGAGAUGUUCAGGAAGACCAACAUCCAAGCUGCUGCUCCUGCUCGCUGUUAUGCUGGACCUGGAGAUGUGGCAUGUGAUAUCUGCUCUGGGAGAAAACUCAAAGCUGUCAAGUCCUGUCUGGAAUGUCUCAAGUCCUACUGUGCCACUCACCUAAAUGCUCACAAUGAACUUGUUGAUAGAAAUCACACCAUUACCGAUGCCACAGGCCAACUACAGGAGAGGAUCUGCUCCCGUCAUAAGAAGGUUUUUGAAAUAUUCUGCCGCACUGACCAGAGUUGCAUCUGUCUUAUGUGUACGAUGGAUGAUCAUAAAGGCCACGACACAAUCACAGCGAAGGCAGAGUGGAGUCAUAAAAAGGAGGGGUUGGGGCAGAGCCAGAGGAGAUGGCAACAGAUAAUCCAGUUGAAGGAGAAGGAGCUGCAGGAGCUGAGGAAGGCUAUGGAGACUCUCAAGUCUGGUGCACAGACAGCAGUGAAGGAGAGUGAGAGGAUGUUUACUGAGAUGAUCUUCUCCAUUGAGAAAAGGUGCUCUGAGGUGACAGAGCUGAUCAGAGCUCAGGAGAAGGCUGAGGUGAGCCGUGCUGAAGCACUCCUGAAGCAACUGGAGCAGGAGAUUGCUGAGCUGAAGAGGACAGAUGCUGAGAUGAACCAGCUUUCACAGACACAGGAUCCCAUCCAUUUCCUCAAGAACAUAGUGUCCAUCGCUGGAGAUCCAUGCAGUGCUUUGACCAGAAGGACCUUCAGCCAAAGCAACUUCUUUGAGCCCCUGAAGAAAUCGGUGUCUGCACUGCAGAUGCAGUUGGAGGAUAAAUUUGAGGCAGUCUUCAAGCGGGAAAUAGUCAAGAUAUCUGCAGCAGCAACAACGGCACAGAUCAUAACACAUCCUGAUCCUGGACUCCCAGUCAGAAGAGCAGAGCGUACGGAGCCCAAGUUGCCUCCACACAAUACUGAUCCUGGACUCAGAGGAGCAGAGCGUACGGAGCCCAAGUUGUCACCACACACUCUUGCCCCUGGCCCCUGGGCCGUGUCGCUGAUCACUGUUGAUGGACGCUACCUCUCCACCUUCAACAGCUCUGGGCAUCGUGUGUGCACUAGUGUUAAGAAAAGUUUCAAAAUGGCAUCAGUGUCUUCUCAGGAGCUAGAGUCCUUCAGUUGUCCAGUCUGUCUGGAGCUGUUGAGGGAUCCAGUGACUAUUCCCUGUGGACAUAAUUUCUGUAUGAGGUGCAUUAAGAGCUGCUGGGAUCAGGAGGAUUGGAAAAGAAAAUAUAGCUGUCCCCUCUGCAAGCACAGCUUCGACUCCAGGCCUGUACUUCACAAAAACCCUCUAAUUGCUGAAAUGGUAGAGAAGUUUAGGAAGACCAGCAUCCAAGCUGCUGUUCCUGCUCGCUGUUAUGCUGGACCUGGAGAUGUGGUGUGUGAUGUCUGCACUGGGAGAAAACUCAAAGCUGUCAAAUCCUGUCUGGAGUGUCUGAAGUCGUACUGUGCCACUCACCUAAAAGCUCACAAUGAACUUGUCGAUAAAAAUCACAACAUGAUUGAGGCCACGGGCCAACUACAGGAAAGGAUCUGCCCAUGUCAUAAGAAGGUUUUUGAGAUAUUCUGUCGCACCGACCAGAGUUGUAUCUGCUAUCUGUGUACGAUGGACGAUCAUAAAGGUCAUGACACAAUCACAGCUAGGGCAGAGUGGAGUCAUAAAAAGGAGGGGUUGGGGCAGAGCCAGAGGAGAUGCCAGCAGAUAAUCCAGUUGAAGGAGAAGGAGCUGCAGGAGCUGAGGAAGGCUGUGGAGACUCUCAAGUCUGGUGCACAGACAGCAGUGGAGGCGAGUGAGAGGAUGUUUGCUGAGCUGAUCCGCUCCAUUGAGAGAAGGCGCUCUGAGGUGACAGAGCUGAUCAGAGCUCAGGAGAAGGCUGAGGUGAAUCGGGCUGAAGGACUCCUGAAGCUACUGGAGCAGGAGAUUGCUGAUCUGAAGAGGACAGAUGCUGAGAUGAAGCAGCUUUCACUGACAACAGAUCCCAUCCAUUUCCUCAAGGUAGGACAGACCUUGUGCAUUUUGCCUUACAGCACAGUUUCAACCAGCGUGACCUGUAGCAAGAGCUUCUCCUUGGAGCCCCUGAAGAAAUCUGUGUCUGCACUGAAGAUGGAGCUGGAGGAGAAAUUACAGUCAGUCUUCAAGGAGGAGAUUGUCAAGAUAUCUGCAGCAGUGUCUGAUGGCCAGGCUCCUACUGCUGAACCAGUGACCAGAGAGGACUUCUUAAAGUAUUCCUGUCACUUCACGCUUGAUCCCAACACAGCACACAGAUACCUCCAUCUAUCUGAGGGGAACAGGAGGGUGGAGAGUAGACCUAUAGCCCAGUCAUAUCCUGAUCAUCCAGACAGAUUUUAUCGUUAUUUUCAGGUGCUGUGUAGAGAGGGUGUGUCUGCACGCUGCUACUGGGAGGUUGAGAGGAGUGGUGACAAUGUUGCUAUAGCAGUGUCAUAUAAAAGUGUCAGCAGGAAUGGCAAUGAGUGUAGGUUUGGAUAUAAGGAUCAGUCCUGGAGUCUGCACCUCUCCAGCUCCAGCUCCUCUUUCAGACACAAUAAUAAACAAACGGAACUCCCUCUAGUGGCCAGCUCCAGAAUAGGAGUGUAUGUGGAUCACAGGGCAGGAACUCUGGCCUUCUACAGCAUCAGGGGAGACACAAUGACCCUCCUACAUAGAGUCCACACCACAUUCACACACACACUCUACCCUGGGUUUUGGUUUCAGUGUUUUGAAUCAUCAGUGAAGCUGUUGUGA
This is a messenger RNA of Engraulis encrasicolus (European anchovy), 3006 nucleotides long. RefSeq names its product E3 ubiquitin/ISG15 ligase TRIM25-like. The coding region runs from base 1 to 3006 and encodes 1001 amino acids. The transcript is spliced from 16 exons. The record is from RefSeq and is a predicted model, not a curated record. Lineage: Eukaryota; Metazoa; Chordata; Actinopteri; Clupeiformes; Engraulidae. Gene Ontology annotation, molecular function: protein binding; zinc ion binding.